Molecule: messenger RNA, 4205 nt
Organism: Vespa mandarinia (Asian giant hornet)
Lineage: Eukaryota; Metazoa; Arthropoda; Insecta; Hymenoptera; Vespidae
Gene: Gbeta5
Product: guanine nucleotide-binding protein subunit beta-5
Biological process (GO): signal transduction
Molecular function (GO): protein binding
Source: RefSeq, a predicted model, not a curated record
AAUAUUGCACAAAUUGUAAAAUAACUCGCCCUUCAAAUCUAAAAUGGCGAUUGGCUAAAUGAACUGGAAGUUUUAAGAUGAUCUUGAACAAUGUUGUAGUAACUUUAUUGGUUUCGUGAAAAAAAGUAUUAAUAAUAAUGAAUAUGUCAUAUAUUAGAAAAAUUAAUAAAUUCUUUUGGAUAGAAAGUGUAAAUGUAUUUUUGUCAUUAAAAGUCAACGUGUUUAGAUAAAGUUUGACUAGUUAUGAAAGCGUUAUUACACCGGCGUCAAGAUUUGUUAUUGUGAACUAGUAUUGAUUAUCAUUGAUGACCGCUUUUUAAUCUUAUCAAAAUUUAUAAAAAAACGUAACAAUUAUUAAAGAUUAAAUGAUAUUUCGGAAAAAGCUAUAUCAUAUAUAUAUAUAUAUAUAUAUAUAUAUAUAUAUAUAUAUAUAUAGAAAUAUAAAAACCUUGUAGUUAAUAAUUUAUGUUGUUAUAGAUGGAAUGCUAAUAGUUGCUGAUAUAAGACAAGUAAGUGAAGAAAUAAGCCCAUAUGGAUUGAUCUGUGAUUAUUCUAAACUAAUCUUCAAGAAUCUCCUAAAUAUGGACUCUGUUAAUGAACCGGAACACAUUAAUAAGCUGGUUAAAGAGGCAGAGAGUUUAAAAAUACGUUUAGAGGAUGAACGACAAAAGCUAAAUGAUGUUACUCUUGCUAGUGUAGCUGAUCGAUUGGAAGGAAUAAACUGCAUAAAUGUAAAACCUCGACGUGUUUUGAAAGGCCAUCAGGCAAAAGUUCUUUGUUCUGAUUGGUCUCCUGAUAAGCGUCACAUUGUCUCUUCUUCUCAGGAUGGCAAAAUGAUAAUAUGGGAUGCUUUCACAACAAAUAAGGAGCAUGCAGUUACAAUGCCUACAAUAUGGGUAAUGGCAUGUGCUUAUGCUCCUAGUGGUGCUUUAGUAGCAUGUGGGGGAUUAGAUAACAAAGUAACAGUUUAUCCAUUGAGUUUAGAAGACGAUGUUACAACUCGUAAAAAAACCGUUGGGACUCACACAUCGUAUAUGUCAUGUUGUGCAUUUCCCAAUAGCGAUCAACAAAUUUUAACGGGAAGCGGUGAUAGUACAUGCGCUUUAUGGGAUGUUGAAAGUGGUCAAUUACUUCAAAGUUUUCACGGACAUUCUAGCGACGUUAUGUCAAUUGAUUUAGCACCGAGCGAAACUGGCAAUACAUUCGUAUCUGGUAGUUGUGACAAAAUGGUUUUAAUUUGGGAUAUGCGUAGCGGACAAUGUGUUCAAAGCUUCGAAGGACAUCAGUCCGAUGUUAAUUCGGUAAGAUUUCAUCCAAGCGGCGAUGCAGUAGCAACAGGUUCCGAUGAUGCUACAUGCCGACUCUUUGAUUUACGUGCUGAUAAAGAAGUAGCUAUUUAUGCAAAAGAGAGUAUCAUAUUCGGAGCGAAUACAAUCGACCUCAGUGUAAGUGGACGUUUAUUGUUUGCUGGUUAUAAUGAUUAUACAGUAAACAUAUGGGAUACUCUAAAGUGCCAAAGAGUAGCACUUUUAUAUGGACACGAAAAUCGUGUGUCUUGUUUGAGAGUUUCACCGGAUGGUACUGCCGUUUCAACUGGAAGUUGGGAUUCGACAUUACGUGUUUGGGCUUAAAUUUUAUUUAAUCUCUUUCCUAAUGCUUACUGACACUUGAAAACAUGUACUCUUACACACGCCUUAUGUUUAAUUACGGCGUAAUUGAAGGUACUGUUAUUAAUCACAUAUGUAUUAGCAUGCAAUUGAAAAUAAUAGAUGCCAUUAAUCGUUAGAUAGUUAUAAAUAUACCAUAGUUGAUCAUUAAAAUUUAUUAUGUUAGGCUGGCCCUAAUUUAUAAGAGAUCAAAGAGAUAGAGAAUAUUUAUUUCAUUGAUUGUAUAAAGUGUGUUACACAUUAUGUGAAAUCAAAUAAAGAUUAGAUUAAUGAAAUCUAUUUUACCUUGGUAUUGUUCGAUCGAAGAAGAAUUCUCGAAAUACCUAAGAAUAAAGAAAAGGUGAAAUAGUAAAAAUCGUAUGUACCGCGCACCAUAUAAUUUUGUCUCUUAUUGACAAAUACAAUAUCUCGUUUGAUUCAUAUUCGGGCGUACACUGUUGUAUAAUUAUUCAUUAUUUACUACAUCGCCGUUGAAUUUCAGUCGUAGUGUGAAACGGCGUAUCAUUCUCACACAGAUCAAUUCCACAACCGGCUUAUUUAAAAAACAAAAAAAAACAAAAAAAAAAAAAAAAACAAAAAACAAAAAAAAAAUUGCUCGAACGAGAUUAAAUAACGAGCCGGCUAGGUAAAAUUUCAACUUAAUUUAUUAAUUCGACAGAUAUAAAUAUCAUUAUUACUAAAUCGCCUGUCAUCAAUAAUUUUAUAUAAUUCUUAACUUGCGGUAAAACGAAGUCAUGGAACGUAAUAGAGUUCCGUGUACAUUCUUGUCGUUUCGGACAGUAUAAAAAAGAACACUCGCGGAAUACAAACAUGGUGGAGGGAGAUCGAUGAAAGCAAAAGUAAAAAAAUCCUAUUAUAAAAGGUAAUUCAUGGAACCAGUAUUAUUAUGCAAACAGCGAUUAAUCGACACGAUUUGUCUAGAAUUGCACCGUCCUUAAAGUUAACGGAAUAGUUAUUCCGUUUUGCUGAGCCGAAGAUGCAAUUUCGACACAUUUAUAUACAACGUGUCUCGGAGAUUAAAUGAUCUCCCAUUAAAAUUCAUUUACGAAGAAAAUGCAAAAAAAAAAAAAAAGAAAAAAUCCUUUGUAGUCUGUGUAGACAUUUAUAAAAUUUUUCUAACAGACUUAUCAGGGUAGAUUAAUUACAAAGAAUUAGAACACUAUAAUGUGUUUGCUACCAAAAAUAUAGGAAACAAAUUAAAGCCAAAAAGCUGUCAGAGUAUUUACAAUUAAUAAUCGAGCACGACGGAUGUUUAUAUAGGUAAAUAACAAAAUUGAUGUUCAGUCGGUGCAAUUCAAAAUUGCUCGUGAUAUAAUGCGCCGUAUAAAUAAACCUCAUUAAUGUAAUGGAUGCAAAAAAUACUACGCGUAUUCGUCACACACGCACGAAGGCUAUACAUACAAAUGGCGCGUGCAUACUAAUUGUAAUCGUAUUGGAUGGUGCACAUGUGUCGCGUAUGCUUCUAACACACGCACGCUUUCGAGUGGGCUCUUCUUACGUUGAAAAAUACAAUGAUAAUGUUGAUGAUAAAAGUCAAUGAGGAUGACACAUUAAUGAUAAUGAAAUUAUUAUUACAAUUGAAAUUCGUUUAUCAAAUCACGCUAUUAAUCAAAUAUCUUGAAAUGAAUCAAUAUCUAAGUAAUCAAUACACUUUCAAAGAGCCACAUUUAAUCAUAUAAUACUAUUUUUAAUAAAGAAAAAAGAAAUAAACGCAGUACUACCAAAAUAAAUUCUAAUUUUUAACGAUAUUCUUUUCUCGAGCAUAUCGGACAUGCAACAUGAUAAAUCAUAUUCUCACACGAAAGUAAAAGUUAGAUUAGCGUUCGACCGAAUAUCAUUAUAAUAUUUUGGAAGCACAUUAGUGUAAUUUAUAAAAAUGGAAAAGUGAUAAGUUUUUACAGCAUAACAAAUUGAAGUUAUUUGUUGUAGCUGCCAAAGGAAGAAAGGACAUAAAAAGAAAAUUUAUAUCAUCUUUUUGUACUAUUUUGUACUAAGAUUUACUAAAGAUCGUAUUCAUAUCAACCAUCACAGAGGAAGUAGAGAUGUAAUUAAUUACAUUAGUAAUUAGAAUGAAUUUAUAUAAGUUAUCUAUACCAUAAAAUACUAAAUAAUUAUUAUUUUGAACACAAUUCUAACCUUUUCCCUUCGUGUAUUUAUGUACCUACCAGAUGAUAUUUAUGAGACAAAUAGUAUCCAUCUCCUCAAAGUAUGCCAAAUACACUCAAGCUAGUUUCUUUUAUAUAUAUAUAUAAAUAUAUAUAAAACCAAUGUAAACAUAUAAAAACAAAAAACAAAACAAAAAAAAGGAAUAUUUUGUUUUUUGUAAUUUAAAUUAUAAUAUUUUAUAGAAACAAUAGCUUGAUGCAAUUGUUAAUACUAUGAACGAUGAUAAAUACUAUCUUUAUUUCUAUUAACCAAUGAUUUAUAGAUGUUAUAAAACAAUGGAUAAUAUUAAUAAUGAGCAUCACCAUACUUGCGCUAGACUUUUUAAAUGAAUGUAUAAAUUGCAUGUAAUUAUGAAACAAAUUGAAAAAAAAA